AUGGGAAAGGAGAUUCCUAACGAAGCCCCAUGGAAGGCACCACAUGCAGAAGAAUGGGACAAAAUGUCUAUGCAAGAUUUCAUAGACAAAGUUUGUUGGACAAAUGCUAGCAAGAGGUUUGCAACGCUGUUUGUGAAUGUGGAUGUCACCUCUGAGCCUCACGAGGUCUCUGCUCUCUGGUUCCUGUGGUACGUGAAGCAGUGUGGGGGGACAGGCAGGAUAUUCUCCACCACCAACGGUGGGCAGGAGAGGAAGUUUGUUGGAGGUUCUGGUCAGAUUAGUGACAAGUUAAUGGAACGCUUGGGAGGCCGAGUGAAGCUAGAGAAACCUGUAGUCCGCAUUGAUCAGUCAGGUGAAAAUGUCAUUGUGGAGACCUUAGACCAUGAAUCGUACGAGGCCAAGUAUGUUAUUAGUGCCAUUCCCCCAGUUCUUGAUUUGAAGAUUCAUUUCAACCCACCAUUACCACCAAUGAGAAACCAGCUGAUCAGCCGGGUUCCCAUGGGCUCAGUCAUCAAGUGCAUGGUAUACUACAAAGAACCUUUCUGGAGGAAAAAGGACUACUGUGGUACCAUGCUCAUUGAAGAUGAGGAAGCUGUGAUUGGAAUGACACUUGAUGAUACCAAACCCAAUUGCAGUGUUCCUGCCAUAAUGGGUUUUAUUCUCGCUCGAAAGUGUAGAAGACUGACAAAUCUCACAAAGGAAGAAAGGAAGAAGAGGAUCUGCGAGCUCUAUGCAAAGGUUUUGGGAUCAGAGGAAGCCUUACACCCAGUGCAUUAUGAAGAGAAGAACUGGUGUGAGGAGCAGUAUUCUGGCGGGUGCUACACAGCUUACUUCCCACCGGGGAUAAUGACACAGUUUGGAAGGAUCAUUCGCCAGCCAGUUGGUAGGAUCUACUUUGCUGGAACAGAGACAGCUACAGAAUGGAGCGGGUACAUGGAGGGGGCUGUGCAGGCUGGAGAGAGAGCAGCUAGAGAGAUACUGUGUUCCAUGGGGAAAAUCUCAGAAGGUGAAAUUUGGAAGUCAGAACCAGAAUCAGUUGAUGUCCCAGCCCGGCCAAUCACUACUACCUUUUGGGAGAGAAACUUACCAUCUAUACCAGGACUGCUGAGGCUGGUUGGAUUUUCCACUUUCUUCACUUCAGUGGCUGCUGUUGGGCUAUUUGCCUACAAAAAGGGGCUGCUAGUUCAAAACUGA
This is a messenger RNA of Emys orbicularis (European pond turtle), 1194 nucleotides long. RefSeq names its product amine oxidase [flavin-containing] B-like. Gene Ontology annotation, cellular component: mitochondrion. The record is from RefSeq and is a predicted model, not a curated record. The transcript is spliced from 12 exons. Gene Ontology annotation, molecular function: primary methylamine oxidase activity; flavin adenine dinucleotide binding. The coding region runs from base 1 to 1194 and encodes 397 amino acids. Lineage: Eukaryota; Metazoa; Chordata; Testudines; Emydidae.